This is a messenger RNA of Rattus norvegicus (Norway rat), 1755 nucleotides long. It is a transcript of the gene Oog1, whose product is annotated as oogenesin 1. Lineage: Eukaryota; Metazoa; Chordata; Mammalia; Rodentia; Muridae. Gene Ontology annotation, biological process: negative regulation of cell differentiation; positive regulation of cell population proliferation; negative regulation of apoptotic process. The record is from RefSeq and is a predicted model, not a curated record.
UCAGAAGAAGACACAAUGGAAGUCUACUCCCCACCCACCCUUCAGAGCCUGGCAAUUCAGAGGCUACUGAGGGAGGAGGCCUUGGCCAUUUCUGCUCUCAAGGAUCUGCCAAAUAGGCUGCUCCCAGUGAUAUUUGAGGAAGCCUUCAUAGCUGGACAUACAAAGAUCUUGACGGCCAUGAUACCUGUGUGGCCCUUCCCAUACCUUUCUGUAGGAUUGAUGAUAAAGAACCUCAACCUGGACUCUUUGAAGGCUGUGCUGGAAGGCCUAGACUUACUGAUUUCACGAAAGGUUUGCUCCAGUAGGUGCAAACUCAGAGAGAUCAAUUGGAUGGAUAUACACCAUGAGUUAUCUGGAAUAUGGGCUGGAUACAAUGAAAAUGAAGGCUUAGCAGAGUUCACGACACAGAAGCAGCCAGUGGAGACCUGUCCUGACUGUGGGAUGAAGAAAGAUUUGAAUGUGAUUACUCGACUCCAACUCAGGGAGGGCAGAUUUGAUGAAACUAAUACAUACCUAUUGAAGUGGGCCCAACAGAGAAAAGAUUCCUUUCAUCUAUGCUGCAGAAUGCUGGAGAUUUGGGGCUUAACCGAGGCUGCAGACAUAGAAGUCUUCAAAAUUGUACAUGCAAACUGUAUACAAGUGCUGAGGUUAAAGUAUGUCUUCCUAGAAGAUUUGGCUAUGCUUAAUCCCUACCUGAGACAGAUGAACAAUCUCUUCACACUCAUGCUAGAUGGCAUCAAUCGUAGACCCAGAAUGGGCAAUUUUGAAAAGCUUAAUCAGCAGAAUGUGAUCACAUGGAUUUCUCAACUUCCCACAUUCUACUGUCUCCAGGAACUCUGUAUAGAUAAUGUCUACUGUAUAAAAGGCAGCCUGAAAGAAUGGCUCAGUUGCCUGAAGAAGCCCUUGGAGGUACUUAACAUCACUAACUGUCACCUCUCACAGUCAGACUUGGAUUACCUGCCCUAUUGCCCGAAUAUUUUUGAGCUCAAAUGUUUGAAACUUAUUAACAUUAAAUUAUGCUAUUUAGUCCUUGAGCCUCUUGGGUUUCUCCUUGAGAGACUCAAACAUACCCUGGAAUGCCUGGAAUUGAGAUGUUGUGAUAUGGGCGAAUCUCAGUUCAAAACCCUACUGCCUGCCCUAAGCCAAUGUUCCCACCUCAAGGAAGUCAAUUUCUGGGAGAAUGAAAUCUCCCUGCUUUUCCUGAAACAACUUCUACACCACACUUCUACACUGAGCCAACUGACCUUUGAGAUAUACCCUGCACCUCUUGAGUGCUAUGAUGACUGGAGUGUAAUACUAACAGACAUAUUAAAAAACAUUUGUCCUGAGCUCCUGGAUAUACUCAAGGCCAAAAGACAGCCCAAGAAGGUCGCCAUUGCUACAGCUCAAUGCUCUAACUGUGAAGGCUUCUAUGUUUAUGAUAUGGAGACAAAAUGUUGCUAUUUUGAAUAUGGACUAUUUUAAGGUUGAUUGUGGAACAGAGAAAUGGAACCUUGAGGAAAUCUUAAGUGAAUGUCCAUUGUUGAAAGGAACAUGGAUAUGUCAAUCGCCUAAAGGUCUGAGGUACACUAGAAAAAGCAAAACCUUCUUCUGAGCAGGUGAAUGGAUGUUGUACCUGCAAAAAGUAUGUAUGAAGCACCCAGUUCUUUAGGAUUUUUGUAGUUUGAAUGUGUUACAAUAUAGGCACCCUUUCUUGAGGAGAUCGCCUCCCUCUCUUGACUCAAUAGAAUAAAUAUGUUGAAUUUCUGUACUGAU